This is a messenger RNA of Staurois parvus, 1062 nucleotides long. The record is from the annotation of a GenBank genome assembly. Lineage: Eukaryota; Metazoa; Chordata; Amphibia; Anura; Ranidae.
AUGCAGGUGGUGCAGUACUCCUCCGACACUCUGCGUGGCGCUCUGAUCUCCGGAGACCCCGGAUUGCAGGAUCUGUAUGAGAGAUUCUCACCUGAGGAGAGGAAGCUGCUGAAUGAAGCCUUCAACCCCCACAGCGCCCUCUUCAGGCCGGUGACCGUCUGCUCCCCCUCUGAUUGGAUCCCAUCGCACCCCGAGCCUGCGGAGACCUUCCAGGACUUCUAUGGGAAGUGUGAGAGGCGGGUCCCCUCCCCCCACAGGAGGACCAUCUAUGUGCAGACCAUAGGUCAGUUCGGGGACUCGGACCGGCACACGCAGGAAUACAUCGGCUGGCUGACGGGAUAUUGCCAGGCCUUCUUCCAUGGCCUUCCAGUCCAGGUCCAGGGUCCCAUCAGCAUAUCGCAGACUGGCUGCCGCUUCCGAGUCAAUGACUCCACCCACAAUCUGCAGAUCCAUGCUGGUGACCUGCUCCGGUACCUGAAGACCAUCAAGCCGCCAGACGCAUUCUGCAUAGUCGGGGCCACCAUGGUAGACCUGUACCCGCGGGACUCCUGGAACUUUGUCUUUGGGACGGCCUCACUCACAGAAGGGGUCGGAGUCUUCAGUUUUGCUCGGUAUGAUGAAGAGUUUUACCGCUCCGGCUACAAAGGGCGAUUGAAGGGGAAGAGGCCGGCAAAGGGGGAUUACUCCGUAUUUAAUGGAUAUUACACUCCGCCCAUCACCAGCGCUCUCCUCCUCCGAUCCUGCAAGACGCUGACACAUGAGAUUGGUCACAUGUUCGGCCUCCUCCAUUGCCAGUGGCUGCAGUGUGUGAUGCAGGGAUCCAAUCACCUAGAAGAGUCGGAUCGGAGGCCCCUGGACCUCUGCCCCAUCUGUCUGCGCAAACUGCAAUCGGCCAUCGGCUUUACUAUAGCGGAGAGAUACAAGGCUCUGCUCCGCUGGAUGGAAGAUGAUGGAAGGGAAUCGGAUUUGGAAGCUCGUGGGAAAAGGGAAAUCGUAAAGCCGCUGGAGAGUUUCCAGGCGCACAGAGAUUGGAGCAGAACAUGUCUGGACUUCUUGCUCUAG